AUGUCAAUCAUUAAUAAAUCAAGUAUUCCUGAACGAUCCCAUUCACCAUCAAGAUCAUUAAUUGAAAAAAGUAAUGAUGAUUUUCAAGAACGUAUUGCUUUUUUUCAACAAAUUCAAAUAAAAUCACAAUAUCAUCAACAAAAUAAUUUAAAAAAACCUAAUAUUAAUAUACCAAAAUCUCCAUCAACACCUAGUUCAUUAAAUAAUCGAACAGCAGCAAGUAUAUUUGAACUUAAACAACAACGUUUAGUAGCAGCAGCUGAUAGAAAAAAACGUAUUAUUACACGUAUUAUAAGUAUUGUUGGACUUCUAAUAAUUCUUUUAUGUGCUGGAAUUGUUACACUUACAUUAAAAAUGGCACCAAAAAUUGAUGAACUUGUACGUACUAGAACAGGCAAAAAUAAUUUAUUCUAUCAGAUAUCUCGAAUGAGUACAUCAUUCAAAACAACAACGACAACAACAACAACAACAACAACAAUCAUAUCAAAUAAUUUCACAAUAAAUAGUACUUCAAUAUUUAAAUUUCCUUUUCGUUCUCGAUAA
Molecule: messenger RNA, 543 nt
Organism: Rotaria sp. Silwood1
Lineage: Eukaryota; Metazoa; Rotifera; Eurotatoria; Philodinida; Philodinidae
Source: the annotation of a GenBank genome assembly